Paramuricea clavata is the source of this 7512-nucleotide messenger RNA. NCBI's taxonomy places the organism in Eukaryota, Metazoa, Cnidaria, Anthozoa, Malacalcyonacea, Plexauridae. The record is from the annotation of a GenBank genome assembly.
CGCUUCCUCUCGAAAAAACACUUUUGCAAUCAUGGCGGGAUCAUAUCCUGAAAUCGUCCGUGGACAAGUUUUCGACGUCGCGCCCCGUUAUACAAACUUGAACUAUAUUGGCGAAGGCGCAUACGGCAUGGUCUGGUAUGUUCGAUUAGCAAUGUAACAAUUAGUGGCGAAUAGAACGAAAAUGUAGCAAAUUUCGUGCGAAUAGAUCGGUGUAAAUCGCUGCCUUGGAAGACUAUAAAAAUUGCUUGUUUUUUUUGUCUCUAGCUCUGCGAUGGACAACCGUUUAGGGGUGCGAGUGGCCAUAAAGAAAAUCAGCCCGUUCGAGCAUCAAACUAAUAGCCAACGAACGUUGAGAGAAAUAAAGAUCUUGACGAGAUUUAAGCAUGAAAAUGUGCGUAUGCUGAUGUGUGCUAGCUCUCCUAUGGAUAAAUAUCUUAUCGCCUAGUUGGGUAUAUUUGUUGCCCGGUCGGCGGAUAUACAACCCCCUUUCCAGUGAAAUUGUCUUAUGCAUUGGGCUAUUCCAUUUAAUAUCCGUACCCCCCCUGUCGAGGAUCCCUGGAAUUCUUCAGGGGUAAAGGGUUUUGAGCUUGGAAUUCUUCAGGGGUAAAGUGUUUUGAGUUUGGAAUUCUUCAGGGGUAAAUGGUUUUGAGCUUGGAAUUCUUCAGGGGUAAAGGGUUUUGAGCUUGGAAUUCUUCAGGGGUAAAGAGGUUUGAGAUUGAAAUUUUUCAGAGCUUGGAAUUCUUCAGGGGUGAAGGGUUUUGAACUUGAAAUUCUUCAGGGGUAAAAGGUUUUGAGCUUGAAAUUCUUCAGGGGUAAAGGGUUUUGAGCUUGCAAUUCUUUAGGGGUGAAGGGUUUUGAACUUGAACUUCUUCAGGGGUAAAAGGUUUUGAGCUUGAAAUUCUUCAGGGGUAAAGGGUUUUGAGCUUGGAAUUCUUCAGGGGUAAAGUGUUUUGAGCUUGGAAUUCUUCAGGGGUAAAGUGUUUUGAGUUUGGAAUUCUUCAGGGGUAAAGAGGUUUGAGAUUGAAAUUUUUCAGAGCUUGGAAUUCUUCAGGGGUGAAGGGUUUUGAACUUGAAAUUCUUUAGGGGUAAAACGUUUUGAGCUUGAAAUUCUUCAGGGGUAAAGGGUUUUGAGCUUGGAAUUCUUUAGGGGUGAAGGGUUUUGAGCUUGGAAUUCUUCAGGGGUAAAAGGUUUUGAGCUUGGAAUUCUUCAGGGGUAAAGGGUUUUGGGCUUGGAAUUUUGGAAUUCUUCAGGGGUAAAAGGUUUUGAGCUUGGAAUUCUUCAGGGGUAAACAGUUUUGAGCUUGGAAUUCUUCAGGGGUAUGACAAUGAAAAACAUGUAUCCUCGACAGGGGGGGUACGGAUAUUAAAUGGAAUAGCCCAUUCUCUUGUUUUAUUUUGAUAGAUCAUUAAUAUUAUGGAUAUCAUACGUGCUCCGGACUUGAAUCAACUCAAAGACGUGUAUCCUUUAGAGAAAUUAUAAUAGACAGCCAGUAUUAAGACAGUCUAGCUAGUAGCUACCCACCCAUCGAUAUGUAAAGCCAUUAAAUGUCCUAUUUAUUCUUUACAAACAAACUCCGUGGGGCCAUUCCAUUUAAUGUACACACCCCCCUGUGGACGAAGUCAAUAAAAUUUGAACCCCUAAGAAAAAAAGAUCAAAGUGCCGACACAAACACCCCUCCAGAAAUUAAGAAAUUUUUGCCUUACCCCUCGGAAAAAACGCAAAGAUCAAAGGAUGCUGAUGCACACAACCCCUCAGAAACGGCUUUUUCAACCCCCCUCAGAAAUUUUCGUCCACAGGGGUGUGUGUAUAUUAAAUGGAAUGGCCCGUGUCCGCUUUCUUUCGAAAAGUAAAACAGUAUUUUGUGUGUUGUAUCUUUUGGAUAUAAAGUAUAAAAUCCCCCACAAGUUUGCUUCUUGGCAAAUUGCCGACUGCGAAAUGAACACUAUUUACUGAAGUACAUUUUAAUAUGUUUAAGAUAUUUAUACGGCAUAGGUUUUCCAAAACGUUAUGUAGACGGAAGCCUUCCAGUAUUGGAGCGUAAAUGUGUUUUUAGUCUAAUUUUGUCAUUCUGUGUUUGUCAAAUGGAGGAUGAUGCGAACAUAUUAAUAUGAGCACAUACUUUAUACGUUUUUCCUUGGCUACUUGUUAUUCAAUAUGCCUGAGUAGGUGCUUGACAGACGGCAAACCAGAUGGCGAUCAAAUUCAUGAACACAACACGAAAAUAACUCCAAAAUUCAAGGCCUAUACUUGUUUGCAGUGUGCUGCUCAAAUUGUAAACAAUUGAGCUGCAUUGUGACAAUUUGUUUACUUCCCCAGACGAAAUCCCUUGCAGUUUGUCACCUUCAGCGGGCAAUUGCAAUAAACAAAGUUGUAUUAAUUUACACAAUGUCUGUGCCAAAUUAUAUCUGCCAUCAUUUCCUGCAAUUAUUAUGGGUUAUACAAUACUUGCUCAUACCAUUUUUCUGUGCAGCAAACAACGCUAUUGUAUUUUAAUAUUGUACUGUUUGUUUACAGUAACACGGUGAUAUCCUCCCAGAAUCCCCCCCCCCCCCGUCGCCAAAAAAAUUUCGGUCUGUGUACCAUUUUAGGGGUUAAAAAAAUUUUCCGCACAACCUAUAUUUUUCGGAACAUAACACAAAUUUUCGAAAAAUCACACAAUUUGCGAAAAAAUUCACUUAAUUUUAGAUAAAAUUGACUGAAUUUGUCCCAUUUUUUGUUUUUCAAACCAAAAUUGCCCGACUGUUGAUCGAAUAUUGCCCCCGUCCGGUACGCCUAUGUGCUAUCAUUUAUUUAUAAGAGACCUUUGAUUGCCCUGCCAAUCGGGAUGAUUCGUAUUUUGGGGGGGGGGGUGUAACACCCCCCCAUACCCCCCCUCAAGUUUCGCCCCUGUCGCGGACAGAUAGGCAAUUUAAAACGGAACAUAAACGAUUCACCCUUCUCGUCGAUUCUACGCUAUAAAGACGCUUUAUUUAUUGACAUAUACGUUUCAAAACAUUAAGGUUAUAAGUAACCUUUAUGCUAUAGUGAUGGUCAUCAUAAUGAUACAUUUGUUUAGUCUGUGUGGAAAAUAUAUAUACCUGUAUAUUCUCUGCAAGACAACAGGUACUGUAAAAUGCAUGCAUGACUUUAUACAUGUAAUUGCAAGAAUGCCAUGCAUGUUUCCAGAGACUCAUUGCAAAUAUUGGCCUCUGGCAAAUCCUUGAAUUGUAUAUUCAGUAAUAUUCAGACCAAUUAUUGCUUUGGGAGUCAGUGCCUGGCUAAAGAUAGAUUAGGGAGGUAGUUGCUCCAUAAUCUAUAUGGUUAUUGGAAAAUGUGGAAGCCAGAAAGCUUGCGAACUGAUGUUCAAUUUCUGUAACUUGCAAUACACAAUGUGUUUUAAAAUGUUACCAUACAAAAAUGAAUCAAUUUGGUAUAACCAAGCAUUUACUGUAUGUUCUGUAUGUUUGUUCAAGUGAUUUGGGUGGCAAGGGGCUUAAUCACAUUAUUAUCUGAUUAGAUCUAUUGCAAAAUAGUCUGAUUAUUAAUCCAUUGAGCACUGGUGUGAUCCUCUUGAUGUGCAAAAUUGUCUGGAGUUAGGCAGAGUAAAAUGAUAAUGAUAUAGAUGCAUUAGGGUGCAUUAUGCAACUUAAUGGGUAUUUUUUUUGUAUUGUAUUGUAUUAAAAGAGACACUAGCCCCGUCAACGGUGCGUUGUAUUAGAGACACUAGCCCCGUCAACGGUGCGUUGGUUUCCACGGGGGGCGUCUACAAUGUUAAAAAUUACAAAAGAUAUAAGGGAAAAGAAGACUAUUUACAAAUUGGUGUGACCCCAGAUGUUAUGGUUAGACGGAGUUACAAUUUAUUUCAAAUAUAUAUAGUAUUAGAGUUAAGUUUUAAAUGGCUUUUGAACAGGUGCAUUGAUUCUGCCAGUUUCGUAUCGAUCGAGAGACUAUUCCAUAGCUUAGCCCCACUGUAUUUAAAACUCUUUUUUAGGAAUUCUCUUUUAGGCUUAGGAAGAGCCAAAUCUGUAUGACUAUUUCUAAGAUCAUAAUUUGUUUGCAUAUGAUUGCGUCUUAUCAAGGAUUCUUUCAACGUAGGUCCUACGUAAUCCUUCAAGACUUUAAACAUUAAUAUUGCUUUGGUUGUACGUCGUCUUGUCUCUAAAUUGUCCCAAGCAAGAGAUUGAAGAACAUCAGCAGAUCUAAUCUCAUAACUUGCACCGACAAUGAUUCGGGCUGCGCGAUUUUGAAAUUUUUGGAGUUUAUUUUUCAAAUUUUGAUCACAGACGCCUCAAAUGGGAGAACAAUAGUCAAAAUACGGCUGAAUCAGAGCUCGAUAAAUUGUUUGAAGGGUGGUUACUGGAACAAAGGGUUUAAUACGUCUCAAAGUACCCAGGCCUGCUCCAACCUUUUUGCAAAUCGCCUGAAUAUGUGAAUUCCAGUUAAGAUUUUCAUCUAAAUCGAGACCAAGACAUGUGAAAGAGUGAACUCUGGGGAUGCGUUGGUUAUUUAACAUCACUGGAUGAUCAAAAGUUGUGGAAUUAAUAUGAUGUUUAGAGCCAAAGAACAUUAUUUUGGUCUUAGUUGGAUGGUGUUGUAAUUUAUUUCUAGAAAGCCAAUCACCGAUUCUACUCAGAUCGUGAUUAAGGUUUUCGGUUAAUUCAAUCAAACUGUUAGAGCUGCAGCAAAUUUGGGUAUCGUCACCAUUGAGGUGCAGAGUUUUCCCCUCUAUGAGCUAAAUCGUCUGGCAUUAAACAGAGUAAAAUAACAAGGUAGGACACAUUAGGACGUGUUGCAAUUACAUAAUAAAUGAGUUGGUGUUUUGCUUGUUUCUUUCCAUAAAUCACCCAUAACUAGUAAUAAAUCAAGCAUAUAUGAUAAAAACAAACUUAUGUUUUUUUCUGUGUUGGUGUCAUGUACUCAGGUGAUUAUGAUGUUAUUCUGAGUGUAUAUCCACACCGGGCAAGCUUGAAAAAUAUGCCUGGCCACGGUGGUAGAGCAUUGGGCUAGUAUUCCAAAGGUCGUAGGUUCGAUUCCCACCGUGGCCAGGUAUAUUUUUCAAGUUUGCCCGGUGUGGAUAUACACUCAGAGUAACAGCAUAAACAACAAACUUAUGUUGCCAAUGGUAGACACUGCAUGAAAUAUUUGGGGAUGAAAUUUUCAACAUGUAUGCCAAAGGGGUUUCAGUGUCUGUUUAAGGCUAACUUGAUCAUUGUGUACGUUAAUUGUGAUAUUUAGUACCAGAAUUUUAUAGGUCUUUCAAAAUUCGAAGUGACUAUAUGACCGGCAGCCGGUCACGGUUUAUCAAAUACUAAAUGGCCGGCAGUCUAGUGACCAAUGUUAAAGUUGAAUUUUUAUAAGAUAAACCUAUCCCCAACCACAAACCCUUUUCUAACCCUAACCCCUAACCCUAACCUUUUGAGAGUUAGAAAAGUCGGGAAAAAAAGUUUAAAAAAUUUUAAGAAAAAACAAUGCUAAGUCAGACAAAACUCAUCCCGACCCCGACUGCGUUUAACUGUCCGCACGCAGCGCCCUUGCCGUAUGAGCUAGUGGCAAGCUCGGUAAAAGUUAACGCAAACAAAAGUUUUUAUAUUCAACUAUAGUCACUAGACUGCCGGCCAUUUAGUAUUUGAUAAACCGUGACCGGCUGCCGGUCAUAUAGUCACUUUGUUCAAAAUUAUUGGGGGAGGCGACCACCCCUGUAUAUUGGGCCAAAAAUAAUAAACAUAUCACGUAUACAAAAUGAUCAGUAAUGCAAGCAGCAGUUGAAAACAUAAGGGAAAAGUGGUCGGAGUAUUCAAUUGUGCACUGUUGCAGCGACCCGAGUUGUAACUCUCCCAAAAACCAUUUUUGACAAUCCAAACGACUUGCCAGACAUUUCCUUAAUACCAACAACAGCUAUAUCGUGCAAACAUUGAUGGAAACAGAUUUGUAUAAAUUAUUGAAAUCACAACCACUGAGCAAUGAUCACACUUGUUAUUUUCUAUACCAAAUACUCCGAGGUUUGAAAUAUAUUCACUCGGCCAAUGUUCUGCAUCGAAAUUUAAAACCAAGCAAUUUGCUUUUGAACACAACAUGUGAUCUUAAGGUUUGUGCACAUACCUUCUUCCGGGAAAAGUUUGUAUUGACCUGACGAUAUUGCAAUUUUCAUCAUGUUCAGAUCAAUCUUCAUCACAAUCAUUACCACCAUCACCACCAUGACCAUCAGGAGCGGAUCCAUACUGUAGCAACUGUAGCAAAUGCUUCAGUCAGAUUUUCGUGCAAAAAUAUUUUUAAUACUGAAUGUGUUGAUAGUAAAAAUUCCUUAUAGAAGUUUUCCAGUUUCUCUAUCUCAAAAAAAAAUAACUUCCACAGCUUCGACCCGAUGUCCGUACGUUUUUUGUGAGCUACGAAUAUUGAGUUACGUUUUUACGCGCUUAUCUUAACCUGAUUUUUACCCGAAACAACGCCCGCUUUUAGGGGAAAUCACCUAAAUUUUUUAAACAUCGUUCAAAAAGCGUUCAGAAAAGUGGUCUAAAUAUAGCGAUUUAUGACGUCAAAAUGCUACAGUCAACUGGGGGUCUUACGUCAAAAUGCUACAGUCAGCGGGGGGACGAGUUACUAAAUUUAGCAUUUUUUUUCUUCUCUGUGUUGGUGCAAUGUACUCAGGUGAAUAUGAUGCUUGUGAUGUUACUCUGAGUGUAUAUCCACACCGGGCAAGCUUGAAAAAUAUGCCUGACCAUGGUGGGAAUCGAACCUACGACUUUUGGAAUGCUAGCCCAAUGCUCUGCCAACUGAGCUACGCGGUCUGGUCGGUUCGAGUAUGUGAUAUUUCGUAACAGAAUCUAGUUUCUUCGAUAUCAAUGUAAUCUAAUAAUCAUGAUUUUUUUUUCUAUGUUGGUGCAAUGUACUCAGGUGAAAACCGUAUUUACUCGUUUGAGCGCCGCGGCGCUCUUUAAAUUUUCAGAUCUUCAGAUGCGGCGCUCAUUCGGGGGCGGCGCUCAAUGGAGGGCGGCGCUCUUUAAAAAAAUUUGAUCUCAAAUGCGGCGCUCAUUCGGGGGCGGCGCUCAAUCGGGGGCGGCGCUCAAACGAGUAAAUACGGUAUGUAGCUCAGUGUACUCAGGUAGCUCAAUGUACUCAGGUGAAUCGUAGGUUCGAUUCCCACUGUGGUCAGGCAUAUUUUUCAAGCUUGCCCGGUGUGGUUAUACACUCAGAGUAACAAUACAAGCAUCAAAUUUAGCAUUUUUGCUACAGUCAGAUGAAGCAAACCAAUCGCAGUGCUGCAAUGCGCUACAGUCAGCUACAGUUGCGCAAUUCGAUGGAACUUUAGACCGAUAUUAUUUGGCUACAUUUGUUUGCGCUUUUACCGAGCCAAUUUCUUUCGAAGAAAAACUAAGUAGACUAAAGGGCGAUGUGAGGAUGCCAUCGGGAGCAAAGUUAAGACCGAUCGCCUGAAAGAUCGCGAGGUAUUUGUGUGUGAUUUUUCGAAAUUACAAUUCGAAACGGUGAAAGAGCGCGCUCGUUGAACCACGUUCGGGUCAGCCGGUCAGGUAAGC